AAUGUCGAGCCUUUCGUACUCCCCAGAUGGACAAUAUAUUGUAACCGGAGGCAUCGAUGGAAAGAUAAAGGUCUGGAAUACGUCUACGGGCCUGAGCUUUGUCACUUUCAAGGACCACGAGUCAUCUGUGACCGAUGUCGUAUUCUCUCCCAAGGGCCAAGUCGUCCUCAGCAGCAGUCUAGACGGCACCAUUCGCGCGUUUGACAUGAUCAGAUACAAGAACUUCCGCACCAUGACGUCCCCUACUCCAACUCAGUUUUCUUGCGUAGCCGUCGACAUUUCCGGAGAAAUCGUCGCCGCCGGCACCCAAACGGACUUCUCCGUCUAUAUUUGGUCCCUCCAAACCGGAAACCUCCUAGACAUACUAAAAGGACACGAAGGACCUCUCGUGGACCUGUCUUUCUCUCCCACCGGAUCGGACCAACUCAUAACCGCCUCCUGGGACAAAACGGCCAAAAUCUGGCACGUUUACUCGAGUAAACACCCCGUCGAGUCUCUCAACCACUCGUCCGAUCUAACCGCGCUGGCGUAUCGACCGGACGGUAACGAAGUCUGCGUGGCCACCCUGGACGGCUGUCUGACGUGCUGGGACCCGCUCGAUGGAACCCUCAAAACAACCAUCGACGGACGUCACGACAUCAGCGCCGGGCGCAGCCACCAGGACUUCCAAUCCUAUCAAAACAUAUCCAGAUCCAAGUACUACACCUGCAUUGCCUACACCGCGGACGGCACCUGCCUCCUGGCCGGGGGAAACAGCCGAUUCAUCUGUCUCUACCAAAUCUCGAAAAAAAUUUUAUUGAAGAAAUUUCAAAUUUCCCAUAAUCGCUCCAUCGACGGACUCUACGACUACCUAGAUUCCAGAGACGUCCACAUGGACGACCCGCCGCUUAGCGACGACGACGAAUCCUAUCCUCUACCAAAAGAAACCCUGCCCGGCGUCCAAACCGGCGACUACUCUUCCAGACAAAGAAACCCGCUCAUCUCCACCUCGGCUCUCUCAUUCUCUCCCAGCAACAGACAAUGGGCAUGUGCUACCACUUCCGGACUAUUGGUCUACACCCUCGACGACUUCCUCAACUUCGACCCCUACAUGCUCGACACUCACGUCACUCCCGACUCCAUCCUUCGUACCCUCCGAGCUCACAACUACCUAAAGGCCAUCAUCAUGGCCCUCCGCCUCAACGAACGCUCCGUCACUCACCGCGUCCUCCUGAACACGCCCUUCCAACACGUCCGCUCCGUCGUCCACGAACUCCAUCCCAACUACCUCCAAAGACUCCUCGAUUUCCUCGCCCUCCACAUGGAGGACUCUCCUCACGUGGAACUCCAUAUGCACUGGAUCUCCUGCGCGCUGUCUCUCCACGGACCGUACAUCCAACAAAACCUUCCCAAAAUGGUCACCACGCUAAGACACCUGCAAAAAAAUGUGCUAAAACAGCAACUCUCUAUCCAGGACAUCUGCGACGAAAACCAACACCUCCUCUCUUACAUCCACUCCAUUCAAUCCUGUAAGCAUAUUCAAAAACCGACCGAGACCGAGGACGACGUCCUUCCUGAAUCUGCCGCCCAACUCCAUCUACUCAAUAAAGAAAAGGAGAAGCUCAACGAGCUCGUCCUUGACGCCUCUCACGAACAACGCUCCUCCCUCGCCCCGCGCCGACGCAAAGCUAAAGGAUGAGCGCAUAACGGUAUCCGAAAAAUAUAACUUUGUACCUGUUUUUUUUUAAAUUUAUCGGCUUCCACAAUUUCACUUACUCUGAAAGUUACCAAUACCCCCGAGCAAACAUUCCUUGAUCAUCAGGGAGGACGUGAACUCUUCGUAGUUGACUUCGUUUUUGUCCUGGAACCCAAAAUUCAGCAAGCACUGCGUUAUGCUCUGUGAAAACGACUCCGGCAUGUUUGGGUAUGUGCCAACCAUGUGAGACAGCAGCACCAAAAGCUUCUCAACCUGGAUUCUGGGGCUCGCGUAAACCUCGAACAAUCUUUUGAUAGCUUCAGAGGACUCUAGAAAGGAAGUCGCCUCAACCAUACAUGCGAACACCAUAAGCCUAUUGGCAAAAUCCGGGCCCCCUAGCGAUUUCAGACCCUUCAUGAAUGAGACGAGUCUAGAUUGAAGCUCGCUGGAGGCAUCCAGGAAAGCGAACAAGUCCUCAUUCAC
This is a messenger RNA of Schistocerca gregaria, 2158 nucleotides long. Its product is annotated as periodic tryptophan protein 2 homolog. Bases 2 to 1678 code for a protein of 558 amino acids. Gene Ontology annotation, molecular function: protein binding. The record is from RefSeq and is a predicted model, not a curated record. Gene Ontology annotation, biological process: ribosomal small subunit assembly; maturation of SSU-rRNA from tricistronic rRNA transcript (SSU-rRNA, 5.8S rRNA, LSU-rRNA). The transcript has a single exon. Lineage: Eukaryota; Metazoa; Arthropoda; Insecta; Orthoptera; Acrididae. Gene Ontology annotation, cellular component: Pwp2p-containing subcomplex of 90S preribosome; small-subunit processome.